AUGUUUUCAAAGGUAACAUCAAAGGACUUCAACCCUUUGCAGGGUAUAAAUAUAAGUGCUUUUAACGCAACGUUUCAGUUCGGCAGUGAAUUGGACAUAUUUUUUCAGCCUGAAAACGUUUUGAUAACAUUGUAUGUGCCUAUCAUAUUGUUAUCACUGGUGGCCAACAUUUUGCUCAUCGUCGUUGCUGUAAAAUGCAACUAUACUAAGAGCGUCACAAACAUGUUUCUGGUGAACUUGUCAGCUGCAGAUCUUCUCGUCACCGGCGUGUGCAUGCCCAUUCAGCUGAGCAAAGCCAUCACACUGGUCUGGUUCUAUGGAGAGACUGUGUGCAAGAUUGUCAAUUACAUACAAGGUGUAGCAGUAGCAGCUAGCGUGUUCACUCUCACAGCGAUGUCAGUAGACCGCUGGUUGUCCAUAUCUCCAGAACCCAGACUACGGCCCCCCGGCAGGAGGCAGGCACUGCUCCUCCUGGCGCUGCUGUGGUGCGCCGCACUCCUCAUCUUCAUACCACUAGUCAUGGUGGCAUCAGUUAGAAAAGAAACUGUACCAAUUAUAUCUAAGGCUUAUAAGAAUAUAUCGAUAGAAACUAGAGACGUACAUUUCUGCACAGAAGAAUGGCCGAGUCCGGAGAGAAGAAAGCAGUUUGGAACUUUCAGUUUUACCAUAGUAUAUGCAAUACCAGGUUCAAUUACAAUCCUCUCGUACGCGUGCAUGGGGCGGACGCUGUGUUCUGUGAGACCACCCUUUGAUAUUGACGAGGGUAAUGUUAGCAUGCAACAGGGUUUAAGAUUAAUGAAGGAGAGGAAGCGAGUGGCGUGGAUACUGCUGCUAUUGGCAGUAUUGUUCGCAUUGUGCUGGAUGCCGUACAACAUUAUGCAAUUACUGCUGGACAUAAACGCAGUCGAUCCUAAGGAUCUCAGCAUUUAUCUACCAUAUGCCUUAUUUAUAGGUCAUGCCAAUUCUGCAAUCAACCCAAUAGUAUAUUGUUUGAUGACGAGGAACUUCCAGCGGUCUGUUCGGAAGCUGCUGUGCGGUCGUGGGGUGUGUCAGCAGACAAAAUUCACUUGGAGGUGUACACAAAAGCCAGAUGGGUCAUCAAGUGACUACGAUCUAUAUCAUGAGCCACAUAAAAGGUGUUAUUUGCAGAUGAACGCACUUCGCUACAACGGCCAUGUCCAUGGGGCACCACUACCACGCGGCAUCGAAACUCGCGCGCAGACAACCCAACUGAGUCACGUGACGCGUUCGUCGCGUAGAACUGCGCCGGCGCACGCACUCUCCGUCGAAAUGCUGCAAAGGCACGGCCACAUCGAUUUCAAACGCUGA
Molecule: messenger RNA, 1329 nt
Organism: Achroia grisella
Lineage: Eukaryota; Metazoa; Arthropoda; Insecta; Lepidoptera; Pyralidae
Gene: NGR-A12
Product: neuropeptide FF receptor 2-like
Exons: 9
Coding region: 1-1329 (442 amino acids)
Biological process (GO): G protein-coupled receptor signaling pathway
Cellular component (GO): membrane
Molecular function (GO): G protein-coupled receptor activity
Source: RefSeq, a predicted model, not a curated record